CUUUCCAGCGUAUUCUACGUGAAUCCAAUUAGAUUUCCGACACAUGUAAUCACAAUUUAAUGUUAUUACAGCACUUAGAUUCCAAUAGAAUCCUCUAUAGAAAAAAGAAAUCACUUUGAAAGAGAAUUGAGUUGAAGAAAAAUCAAGAAAUGGAUAAAAGCAGAGGUAAGAAGGUAAUGGUGGCGAUCGAUGAAAGCGAGUUCAGCCUCUAUGCUCUGGACUGGACCCUCCAGAAUCUUCGAGAAACUCUAGAAGAUUCCAAGCUCGUCAUCUUCACUGCUCAGUCCGUCUCCGAUUUCGGUUAUCUCUAUGCCUCAUCGUAUGGAGCUGCACCUAUUGAAUUAGUUAGUUCUGUGCAAGAACACAAUAAGAAGAUUGCUGAAGCUUUGUUGGAGAAAACCAAGGGCAUCUGUAGUCAAUAUGGGGUAACUGCCAUCACAGUUACAGAAGUCGGAGAGCCUAAAGAAGUUAUAUGUGAAGCAGUGGAAAAGCUCAAAAUAGAUUUACUUGUGGUUGGCAGCCACGGCCGCAGAGGUUUGCAGAGGGUUUUUCUUGGAAGUGUUAGCAACUAUUGUGUUCACAAUGCCAAAUGCCAUGUUCUAGUGGUCAAGAAAAAUGACUAAGGAGCCCUCUUGAUCUUGAAAGAGUUGAUAUCAUCUGUUAUCCAAAUAUACUGUUAAGAGUAGCUGCCAAUCUCACUCCGCCCUGAGCUAGCCUCAUAUUUACCACCGGAUAACGGGACAUGAAGUAGUCAUCUGCAGAAGUCAUACCUCAUUGUUGAUAUAUCAUGAUGUAGGAGAAGGAAUGAGUAAGUCUAGAACAUGACCUGUAUAUGUACCUUCAAGAACUGAGCCGUUAUUGACUCCUUUGUAUGCCCAGUCGCACGCUGCUUUUAUCCCUUCAGAUGCAUAUCUGCAGCAAUAAGUAACAGGCCUCCCAUGCCUUUGCUUGGCUCGCCCACACUGUCUGUUUCAAAAUCAAGAACUAGGACAUAUAACUACAGUAACUUGAAGAGGGAUGCAAGGAACAGAGUUCAUCCGGAGUGUCAAUGUAAUGAAGGGGUGACGACCAGUGGUAACGGAACCUAACUCGGUCAGCCCACGAGCACAAGCUACCGAGAUCAUUACCAGCAUAUGCAGGCAGCAGUUGGGACACAGCGUCGGCAGCAGCUUUGCUCAACCUCGGCUGCGACAAAGAGGGCACCCUUCAGGUCGUGCAACGACAUCGGAUAAAAGUACGAGAAUAGUCGCAACAAUAUGAAAGACAAUAUGAAAAGGUUGAAAUAAUUAACCUGAGCAAGUCUACAAGUAAUGAGAUGGCCAUCAACCCCCCAGCCAUGGGCAGCGGAGGUAAAACAUAUCAAAGUUGCAAAUGCUAGGAUGUGAACUUGGUAUAACUCCAUUUUGGUUUCUUUCUGCUUUAUCGAAACCUUACUAUUAGUGUUUGGAGAGAGUGUGAUCGAAUAUUUGUGGAGCAGCCUGUGUGAACUGUGAGAAAUAUUUCAACUAAUUAGUUAAAGGGACCUUUUUUCCGUUUUGAGUAA
Messenger RNA from Salvia miltiorrhiza (redroot sage), 1543 nucleotides. Its product is annotated as universal stress protein A-like protein. The coding region runs from base 150 to 623 and encodes 157 amino acids. The record is from RefSeq and is a predicted model, not a curated record. The transcript has 7 exons. NCBI's taxonomy places the organism in Eukaryota, Viridiplantae, Streptophyta, Magnoliopsida, Lamiales, Lamiaceae.